This is a messenger RNA of Porites evermanni, 2991 nucleotides long. The record is from the annotation of a GenBank genome assembly. NCBI's taxonomy places the organism in Eukaryota, Metazoa, Cnidaria, Anthozoa, Scleractinia, Poritidae.
AUGCCAUUCUCUGGAGACGAUGACCAUCAGACGCUUGUCAAAGUAGCUAAAGCUGACUGGGAUUUUGAUGAUGAGUGUUUUGAUGAUUUAUCUCACGAUGCAAUGGAAUUUAUUGAAGGACUUCUUGUAAAGGAUCCAAGGCAUGUUUUAAUAAAAAUGUCCUGUUCAAAUUCGGGUAUUUUGACUUAUGACUUAAGCACCUUGACCGAACAUGUUCAAUGUGUUUUACCUUUACUACUAGUAAUAGGAAAUCGAAAAGAUUCCCAGCAUUGGUUUUGCUUUUGCUUUCUUUUUUCAAAAGUUUUCUUUCUAGAGCUAUUUGUUUCUUGAUGAUGCAUACCUACUGCGACUACUGCAGAUAGGUAAUUUGGCAUAAAGAGCCUCAGCUAUGUGUUUCACCUAAUCCUCCUUACAUGGAGUUAGUCAGGAGUAACCUAUUCGUCGGAUUCCCUCGAGCUUUGGAGAAUCAGAAUGCGGCAUGAGUGAAGUAGCUUUCGGAAAUAUUGAAGUAUUAUCCACUGUUUCCUUUUCAGCAAGCGGUUAACAAUAGAGGAGUGCUUUAAGCAUUCGUGGAUAAAGGUGUGUAAAAAUCUAUUACAUCCCUCUUCAGUGGAUCCCUAUUUCUAUAAGUUCAUUUAUUUAUUUACUUAUCACGUUUUUUUACGGACUGGUUGAGAACGAUAGGUUUAGUUUUUCUUGCUGAAGCUGCCAUUUCAGGAUUCUUUCUUUCUCGUUUCUACCAGGAAAACCAUGAAACAGGAACGAAAAUCAACACACAAAAGCAUAAGGCGUUCAUGGCGAAGAGAAGGUGGAAGGUAAGCAGACAUUGCAGUCAAUUGAUCCUGUAGCCUGCGAAUACAGCUGUCUCUCACUAGGAACGUUUCGCGGAAGGGAAGUCUGCGCCCUCACGACAGCAAUUCAAAAGUGAUAAUGUAAAGCAAUGUUCAAAUAAGUUUAACAUCUGGUAGUCAUGGGGUUCCACUUGCUAUAGACUCUAACUUUCUCCUAGUCUAUUAUCUCAAAGUUUUGAGUUCUGCAAACGAGCGGCAGCAAAUGUUAAGCUCAAACACGUCGUCUAAAGAAGAAUACAUUCCACGAAUAAUGACUUUAUUGUAGUAGAUUCAUCGCUUUUACAUUUAACCUGGCUUUGUAACCUUUUGUCUUUUGUCUGUCGUCCGUAAACAACAGUUUAACAGAUUUUACGUCAUCAGUAUCGAAUUUUUGUCCUUGGAGCGCAGACUUUCCUCUCUUGAAAAGGCGAAAGUGGCCAAGAACCUGCACGCAGGCUGUUGAUCGUCCUUUUCGUGACAUCUUCGGAGGUCAUCAUUGAAGUUAAAAUAAAAUACAGAGUAGCGUUAGAAAGCUGGUUUACUAACUUAGAACAAACGCCACUGAAUCGUAGCCAACAGUUACCAGCGUCGUACAAACGACUUAUUGACGAGAUCAAGCAAAACUAAUUCCGAGAGAACGACUGGGGAACUGACAAUUUGACAAACAAUAGACGACUGUUUAACUGUGACAAUAGACGGAUCAAAAUGCGCCAAUUACUGAUUACGAGUCUUCGUAGCCAAUAACAUCACGGCUUAACUGACAGACGACCAAUAACAUCGCGACGUAAAUGACCAAUCAGAUCAAUAACCAGAGUAUAACACCAUCAAGUGAAGUGAUACAACUCACUUUGACUCUGAAGAUGACUACCGCACAGGUUGUCGAAACAUCAGUCACUGUCAACAAUAACAGUCCUAUUCAGGACUACGUUCACCCGUACGAUCAAACUCACCCUACUUUAGAGUAGCGUUACUUAUGGCUUCAUUACUCCAUGAGUUGACCUGAUUUGGCAGUAACUCGCGAUAUUUUUGGUCUUUAUCAUCUUGUAUUGUGCAUUCUAAUCGUUAACCCUUAACGUUGUGACUUCAUUUUCAGAAAUCUGUACAUGCUCUUUUGGCUGUUCGCCGCAUGUCUCUGUCGCCUAUUUCUGCCUCUAAGAGAAGACGUUCAAUGGAUCCAUCCAUAUUAAAAACAACUUCAGAAAGCGAGGAAGAUCAAACUGUGGACAGAAAGGUGUCAGCUCCGCUAGAUCCCUCGACAUUACACAUCUCGGAGCGUCGACGUGGAGAUACUCGCAACUCUUGUUUUGAUCUGAACAUGGCAACUAUACAAGCUUUGCAAGCAAAGGCAGACAAGGCGAUGGGAAAGGACUUGUCACAAAGGGUGGAAAAUGAACACGAAACUGAAAGUGAUUCAGAGGAUGAAUAUCAUAAUGGAUACUCGGAUAGAGAUGAUAACUGUACAGAUAAUGCCAAUGAAAAUGAUAUUUCCACAUCCGAGUGCAAUUCAACAAAACAAGUGUUUUCAAAUAACCAGAGACCGAGGGCAAACACGGUUUGCGGAGCCAGUCCAUCAUCUGAGUCAUCUUCUCAGCGUGGGGUGAGAAAAACAUCGCAGAUAUUAAUCAACGUUGGAAAUACUUCAAAAAAUGAUUUUAAACCAGUAUCGUUUACUUUCAACACAGAGGAACUGCAGCGAAAUAUGCGACAAAGUCGUCAAACUACACCCGCAAGAAGUGAGAAUCAAUUGAAUUCAAAUAAUAACCACGAAUUUUCUAGUGAGUUUUCACUGAAACAAGAACAUAACCACAUUACCGAGCAGCAGAGAUUAACUUCACAGAUGGAUGAAUCCAUCUUGGAAAAUGGCCACCCCGAGAAAAACAAGCUUCCUAAAAUUUGCGUGAAUGACGAACUUAUUUCCACAAGUCCUUCCCCUGUUUCGGUAAAAUUAAACAACAUUGAGAAACUUGACAGUGAGGGGUUGAUUGGGAGAACAACCUCACCACAGGCUUCAUCAAGUUUAAACAUUGCUGAUGUCAGUAAAAUAACCGAGAGUGCCCAGUCCAUCACGGUAAAACUGGAUAACUUAAAUGGUGUACAAUUCACACCUGGUAACGUGACAUGUAGCGUGCGUCGGUCUUCCACUGGUUCAGCACCGUGUUGA